Messenger RNA from Liolophura sinensis, 2992 nucleotides. RefSeq lists its product as uncharacterized. The record is from RefSeq and is a predicted model, not a curated record. The transcript is spliced from 5 exons. Lineage: Eukaryota; Metazoa; Mollusca; Polyplacophora; Chitonida; Chitonidae. The coding region runs from base 5 to 1552 and encodes 515 amino acids.
CUUGAUGUCAAUUAUUUUGACACAGUCAAGGCAAAUUUCGCACCGAACGUUCAGUUGUCUGACAGAAGAACCUUAUUUCAACCAGUACAGGCUGAAGCAGUUCAAGUUUGGAAAUGUGCCCCAUUGGCCUAGGUGUCAUCAAGCAGUGAUCAUCAUGCCACCCUCCAAGGUAAACCUGCGAGUUACUCGUUCCACAAGUGCCAGUAGAAGUAAAGUUGUGAGAAAUAAAAAAGUUCCACACAAACACCCCGGUAAGGCUAAUCACGCACCGAGUCCUGGGUGGGUGUCAGGCCAUGCAGACCUUUUCCAGGUGCCACUCUCUCCAAGGAGACCAAACACCAGAAGGUCAUCUAUGUACCAGAAAGUAUCCAGUCCGUCCAGGUACAAGAAUGCCAAGAUUCCAGGAUUCAACUGUCGACAUGUCAGGCAGGCUAAAAACUCGACUUACACUUCUCCUAGCCACCAAGGUGUGAUGACACGGUCACGGAGAUCAUCAAUGUUUCUGGCCAACGCCACGCCCUUGUUUCUGACCCCUAUGUCGCCAAAGCCUGCCAGUGAGAAUGUACAGCCGCUGCGCUCUGGCAGCAAGAAAAGUGUCAAAGGCUCUACCUCCUCCAAAACAUCCAAGUUGUCCAAAACAACUAUCUCCUCGUCCAAAACAACUAUCUCCUCCAAAGUUUCUUUGUCGUCUGACAAGUCCCAGAACAAUUUAGUGUUUCGGGAACCAGUCAACGUCUUGUCAACCUACACAUUUGCAGGAGACCACAUGGGGGAGAUUCCGGUUGAAGAGACGCUGGAGGAAACUGUGUCUGGCUCCACAACACAGUCCAAUCCCUCUGCAGUACCCAUGUCAUCACUGUUAACAUCCAGCACAUCCUCCACAAAAUCUCUAACUGUCGUCUCAAAGAUGUCGGAAACACGCUCAGAAUCCACAGAUUCCUUGUUCCCACAAAAGUCUGCUGUGACAUCACUAACGAUGGAGCCUGCAGAAGAGUUCAUCUUUCCUAGCAUGAGUGACACAGAAAUCAGUUUUAAUGCCAGCAGGAAUGAGCUCCCUCCAACGCCGCGCUCCAAGCGCUUCCUGGAGGCCGUAGAAGCGUCUCCUGCUCCUGUAGCAACACGCAGUUUUCACCCGCCCUCUUCAGCAAAGAAGCUAAAACUCUCUUACCCAACAACCACAAUCUCAGAAAAGCUCGUCACGAGGUACGAGAAGAGAGCAGAUCUGGAUAACAAUGUCAGCUCUGAUUUGUCAGAUUCGUUCUGUAUCAUCCCAAAAAGUACAUCACAGACAACUCCAUCGCGUAGCUUAAGAGAGAUGUCUUUGAGAGACAUUUCCAACUGCUCAAGUCGCCUGGACAGUUCCACCCGCCUGGACACUUUCCAAACCCCGGUGGCUCAGAAAAGCUUGCUUGAUACAGAGAGUAUCUUUGAAACACCUCAGCAUUCAUUUGAGGAAGAAGAAAAUAGUGAAAACGUAUCGAAGGGGAAUGAUAGUGUGGAAGCAGUAGACCUCACACAACCUUCCUCCAGCAGCAGAUGUGUUAUUCUGUAAAAUCUAACAUUGGUGGUAAACUGAGCUACAUUUUUCUUCUAGCAGUUGUGUAUACAGAGCUUUUGUGUCUGACUUUUGUGCUACUGCGGUAGAAACACAUUCAUACAUGUGCAUGUAUACAUGUAUAUGGUAUGUGCAUGUAUACAUGUAUAUGGUAUGUGCAUGUAUUAUAUAUAGAGGCACAUGAGUGUCAUAUAUUCAGUUAAAAGUUAAAAGUUAAGAAAGCUGUCACAUGGUAGAGUGAUGUCAUUGCAUUGGAGAAUCUUCUUUUCAUGGUGAACGUGAGAGAACAGCUCACACAAAGUCCAGUAACCAUCAUGUGUGACUGUCUUUUUGCUUUCCUGCUGUUCAGAACCCCCACUGGCACCUCUGUGUGAGUCAGACCCCUCCCCACUCCCACUAGAUCCUCUUUGGUUCAGAGCCCCCUACCAGCAUAUCUCAGCUGGUGUCUUCACCUCUAACACAGAGGUACCCUUUUGUCAGGGUAAGUCUCUGGCAUGUAACAGAUGGAGAUCCAGCUUUUAGCACACACCAGAUUGCACAUAUACACUAUCAUUCUCAUUAUUUUAUUCAUGUGUUACAUUAUUGUAACAAGUAAGCGUAUUUUCAUGGUGUGAACAGUUCACAUGGUCCUUUCAAAGGGUGUGUAGUGUAGUGUAGUGUAGACUUGCAACUGUAAUUGUCAAGCCAGAUUUGUUCAUAAGUUUAUGAUAGUAACAUGGUAUUCUAUUCAUAUGUAUGCACAUGUAUAUUGUAACUGUAGUUUAUGUGUUAGAACUAUAGUGCUACAAUUUGACCAAGGUGUAUUGGGAUGUUGUUUAACAAUGGCUCUUAAGAUUUUGAGCAGUAAAUAGGACCAAUAGGAGGCAUGGUCAUUCACACCUGUACAGUCAUUACAAGUAUAUGUAUAUAAAUGUAGUUUGUCCAUACAGUGUGAGUUUGUGUGGAAUGGAUGUAAUCCAUGCUUACACAGUUUUGUAUCAUGAAUACAGGCCUGUGUGGCUUACACAGUUUUGUACCAUGAAUACAGGCCUGUGUGGCUUACACAGUUUUGUACCAUGAAUACAGGCCUGUGUGGCUUACACAGUUUUGUACCAUGAAUACAGGCCUGUGUGGCUUACACAGUUUUGUAUCAUGAAUACAGGCCUGUGUGGCUUACACAGUUUUGUAUCAUGAUUACAGGCCUGUGUCGCUUACACAGUUUUGUACCAUGAAUACAGACUAGCGUGGCUUACAGUUUACAGUUUUUACAGAUUUUUGUAUCAUGAAUGCAGGCUAGCAUGGCUUACAGAGUUUUGUAUCAUGAAUACAGGCUUCAGUGGCUUACACAGUUUUGUAUCACAAAUACCGUCAGGCUCUUCAACAGGCAGCUGUGUACAAAACUAGUUUUUGUUAUAACCUACCUGGUGGUAUGAAUAAAACUCAUCUUACAACAACUCA